Oppiella nova is the source of this 2652-nucleotide messenger RNA. The record is from the annotation of a GenBank genome assembly. NCBI's taxonomy places the organism in Eukaryota, Metazoa, Arthropoda, Arachnida, Sarcoptiformes, Oppiidae.
AUGAAAAGAAUAUUCUCGAUCGGCAAUAAUUCUCAUUCUGUGGGAUCAGUAUUCUUCACGUGGCAAAAGGGAAGCGCGUCUUAUUUGGUGACCACAGGUUUAGACAGUUUUGUCAAUGUAUACGACCGACACGGGGAGAAAGUGGAUCAGGUCAAUCUUCCGGGGUAUUGCAAUGGUGUCGCCUGGGAUUCAGAGGGGGAUCUGUUGGGCAUCAUAACAGACCGAUCGCCGUCUGUAGUGCUUUGGGACGCAAACACACAUCACGUCCAACAGGUCGACACCGGAGUCAGAGAUGUCUUAUCACUCAUAUUAUGGGCUAAGACUUCGGCACCGCUUCUGGCGGUCGGAACUACUAAAGGAAAUCUUCUCAUUUAUAAUCACAGAACUGCCCGAAAACUACCUAUUUAUGGGAAACACACUAAAAAGAUAAUUAGUGGCGCCUGGAGUGACAACAAUCUGUUGGCACUGGUAGGCGAGGACCGGGUCCUAACGGUGAGCAACGAAGUGGGCGAUAAUGUGGCCAUUAAUACACUGAAGGGGGAAGGGGUUAGCGUUCAGUUUGCAUUCAUGAAGUUAGACGACAGGCCACAGAACACACACCAGAACUGCGUUAGUCUUAUACUAAACAAAAAACAACUAUUUUUACUGAAUUUGUCGGAUUCCGAAAAUCCAAUUCAACUCACAUUUCAAGAGAGGUAUGGCUUUAUUGUGGACUAUCAGUGGUUUGGAGACGGAAUGAUUUUGAUUGGAUUCACUUCUGGUAUAUUCAUCGUUGUCUCCACUUAUUAUAAAGAGAUCGGACAGGAGUUGAGCCAAUUUAAGGCCCACAAGGAACCUCUCACAACAUUCAUCUGUGAUUUAAUGGAUUUGAAUGAUAUCCAGUCUGUACUGACCAUUGAUGACGAGCCGGCAAUAGAAUGGAUGGAGUGGUCAGAUGACGGACAGUUGUUGGCGAUGGUGUCUCCUUCGGGAACAAUUCACGUGUAUUUAUCAAAGCUUACAAUAUUAGGCGAUUCAUUUGGGACUAGACUGGCAUUCCUGUCAUCACUACUGGAAGUGACGGUAUUCAACGUUCAGGAAGACCUGUCCGAUUCAGUGAUUAUAUUACGCAUAGACGUGGAGCCCUCGUUAGUAGCUGUGGGUCCCUAUCACGCGGCGGUCGCCAUGAAUAACAGGGUUUGGUUUUACAAUCUGACGGGAAGUGAGUCCACGGAACUGCUUAGAGAGCGAGAGUACGUGGGAAUCGUAAAGUGUCUCAAACUGAACGGCGAUUACGCGGCCGCCCUCUUCACGAAUGGGACCAUUCAUUUGCAUCUCAUUGAAAACGAACUCAAUUCCAAUGACUACGAGAGCCGCGAUCUCAAGUCGUUUCCGGACGGCGCCGGAAGUUCUGUCGGCAACGGAAAAGUGACCACACUUUGUUUGACUAACGAUUUCCUCAUUUUCGCCACCGAUUUGGGCUCAAUUGAGUUCUUCAUGUUAGAGGACUGGGUGAUGGUUGGUGUCUAUCGACACACGACUGGCAUUAAAAUGAUUUCGGCUAAUGUUAGCGGCAUUCGUGUCGCUAUUAUUGACGACCGAAACGAUGCUUUCAUUUAUAAUUCAGUCACAGACGUAAUGACACAGUUAUCACACAACGACUUCCCUCCAAAUGCUAAGACAAUUCUGUGGGAGAGUUGGCCCUUAGAUAAGGGAGUCUUUAUAGCUUGCGAUCCAAAGUUUGUGUACGUCUUCAUACACAUCAGGGAUACGAUUGAAGGGCCGACUGUUGAAUAUGUGGGCAAAAUGAAGAUCCCUUCGGGUCAGUACCCGUUACUCCUCUAUAAUGGAGUGGUUGUCUGUCAGACCCAAAGCGGUAAAACAUCUAAUUUUGUGCUCUCGACCCAUGAUUUUGGAGACAAAAUGACUGACAAGACUCGACUCAAAACAGAACUUCUUCGGGAUAUACUAAAACUUCGCAGAUUUCAGGACUCAUGGAAGAUAUGUGAAUAUCUUAACGAUAGUGAGGCCUGGGAUUCAUUUGGAAAGGCAGCCAUUAAUGAUAUGGACAUCGAGUUGGCCACAAGAAUCUACAGACACGUCCAGAACUCGGGUUUUGUGAAUGCAUUGGAAAAACUGAAAUUAAUAGAAGAACGGAAUCUAUUGGCCGGACAUUUGGCCAACUCUUCCAAUCGAUACGAUUUGGCGCAGACUUUGUUCCUGUCGUCAUCACAACCACUGGAAGCGUUGGAAAUGAGACAAAAUCUGUUGCAAUGGAGUGAAGCGCUAACUUUGGCCAAACGGUUGGCUCCCAAUCAGAUCCCAAUCAUUUCCCGCGAAUAUGCCGUCCAAUUGGAGUUCACCGGCGACUAUACGAGUGCUCUCGACAACUAUGAAAAGGGUUUGAUUGGCGACGAAGAUCUGAGCACUACUUCUCUCAGUGAAGACGACCUUAAGAGUCACAAUGAGUUAUGCAAAGCAGGAAUCGCUAGGAAUGCCAUUCGUUGCGGUAAUACUCGACGAGGAAUUGAAUUCGUGUCCCAACUCUCGCAUAAUAAAGUUCUUGUGGAAGAAUGCGCCACAAUAUUGGACUCAAUGAAACUGUAUUCAGACGCAGCACUGCUUUACGAGAAAAGUGGUAACUAUGAGAGGGCCGCCAAUCUCUACAUGAAA